Molecule: messenger RNA, 1264 nt
Organism: Tachyglossus aculeatus (Australian echidna)
Lineage: Eukaryota; Metazoa; Chordata; Mammalia; Monotremata; Tachyglossidae
Gene: EMC2
Product: ER membrane protein complex subunit 2
Exons: 11
Coding region: 48-941 (297 amino acids)
Biological process (GO): protein folding in endoplasmic reticulum
Cellular component (GO): EMC complex
Molecular function (GO): protein binding
Source: RefSeq, a predicted model, not a curated record
UGCAGGCCGUCCCCGCCCCCUGCAGCAGGCCGCCGCGGCCCACCAAGAUGGCGAAGGUUUCGGACCUGUACGACGUGACCUGGGAAGAAAUGCGGGACAAAAUGAGAAAAUGGAGAGAAGAAAAUUAUCGAAAUAGUGAACAAAUAGUGGAAGUUGGAAAAGAAUUAAUUAGUGAAUAUGCGUCUAAGCUUGGAGAUGAUAUUUGGAUAAUAUACGAACAGGUGAUGAUCGCUGCCCUGGACUACAGUAGAGAUGAUUUGGCAUUGUUUUGUCUUCAGGAGCUGAGAAGGCAGUUCCCUGGGAGCCAUAGAGUUAAGCGCUUAACUGGCAUGAGGUUUGAAGCCAUGGAAAGAUAUGAUGAUGCUCUCCAGCUAUAUGAUAGGAUUUUACAAGAGGAUCCAACCAACACAGCUGCAAGAAAGCGUAAGAUUGCUAUUCGAAAAGCUCAGGGGAAAAAUGUGGAGGCCAUCCGAGAGCUGAAUGAGUAUCUGGAACAAUUUGUUGGGGACCAAGAAGCUUGGCAUGAACUAGCAGAACUUUACAUCAAUGAACAUGACUAUGCAAAAGCAGCCUUUUGUUUGGAGGAGCUUAUGAUGACUAAUCCACACAACCACUUAUACUGUCAACAGUUUGCAGAAGUUAAAUAUACUCAAGGUGGACUUGAAAACCUCGAAUACUCAAGAAAAUAUUUUGCCCAAGCAUUAAAACUGAACAACAGAAAUAUGAGAGCUUUGUUUGGACUUUACAUGUCAGCAAGCCAUAUUGCUUCUAACCCAAAAGCAAGUGCAAAAACAAAAAAAGAUAAUAUGAAAUACGCCAGUUGGGCAGCGAGUCAAAUAAACAGAGCCUAUCAGUUUGCAGGUCGCAGUAAGAAGGAAACCAAAUACUCUCUGAAAGCAGUGGAAGAUAUGUUGGAAACCCUGCAGAUCACUCAAUCUUAAAAUUUUACGUAUUUUCCCACUUUAGAUUUCACAAGUCCAUGAUCAACCUUAUUGCCUUGCAGAUGACAUUCUUUAAUGCCCAGUACUAUUCAAACUAAUGCUCUAUAAAUGUGGAAAUUGAAAAAGAAUAUGUUGUCUAAAUCUAAGUAUGCCAGUUGCUGCUAGCAGGAAGAAAAGUUAAACACUUACUGAAAAGAAUAAUUUCCAGGAAAGAUAAACCCAAGAAGAACCUGUUGAUUGCACAUCAGUCUCUUGAGUCUUUGUAAAGUAACUGCUUUUAAGCCAUGACAGUGUAAAAAUAAAUGAAUUUUUAAAAAUGCAGA